Cuculus canorus (common cuckoo) is the source of this 5045-nucleotide messenger RNA. RefSeq names its product neuropeptide Y receptor type 6. The transcript is spliced from 3 exons. Gene Ontology annotation, molecular function: neuropeptide Y receptor activity; neuropeptide binding. Gene Ontology annotation, biological process: G protein-coupled receptor signaling pathway. Bases 247 to 1371 code for a protein of 374 amino acids. The record is from RefSeq and is a predicted model, not a curated record. NCBI's taxonomy places the organism in Eukaryota, Metazoa, Chordata, Aves, Cuculiformes, Cuculidae. Gene Ontology annotation, cellular component: neuron projection; plasma membrane.
AUUCUGCACAUCCUGUAUUUAAAACUGAAUGGGAAGUUUUACCUGUGCAAUACUUUGGGAAUGAAAAACCAGACGAUGUUUGCAACUGAAACAUUUACUGGUCACUUUGAAGAGAUGGGACUGUGCAUCUGUAACAUAGGCUCCCAACACCAUGGUAUUUAUUACUUGGGGUGAAGAACGACCUCCUUCCAGCUAGUCUUUCAGUAAUUCCUACUUCAAAAAGGAAGUAAGGUUGCCAGAGACUUCAUGAUGGAUAAAGCCGUUCCACAUCUCAGUGAGAUUCUGUCUAAUCAAACUAUCUCAAACAUUAGCUAUUCUCAGUUUUUGAACUUUGACGCAUGCCAACCUUCCUUCUUUGCAGAAUUUUUGCUUAUUACAGCCUACACAUUAGUUACAAUAGUGGGGCUUUUUGGAAAUCUUUGCCUGAUUAUAAUAAUAAAGAGAAGGAAAGAAGCUCAAAAUGUUACGAACAUUUUGAUUGCCAACCUCUCUUUAUCAGAUGUCUUGAUUUGUAUCAUGUGUAUUCCUGUCACAGUUGCGUAUACCUUAAUGGACUACUGGAUAUUUGGGGAAGCUAUGUGUAAAAUAAGUUCUUGCAUACAAAGUCUGUCUGUCACAGUCUCCAUUUUCUCGCUCGUAUUGAUUGCCAUUGAGAGAUACCAGCUAAUUGUGAACCCACGUGGCUGGAAGCCUAGUAUUUCACAUGCUUACUGGGGAAUUCUUUUCAUCUGGGUAUUUUCCCUCAUAAUAUCCAUUCCUUUCUUAAUAUUUCACCAAUUAACAGAUGAACCCUUCAAACAUCUGUCUUUCCAUAAUGAUUUCUACAAGAACAAGGUUGCUUGCAUCGAAACAUGGCCAUCCAUUACAGAACGACUGAUUUUUACCACUAGUCUGCUGGUUUUCCAGUACUGCUUCCCGCUGGGGUUUAUUUUUAUCUGCUAUCUCAGGAUAUUUGUAUGUCUUCGAAGGAGACAUGGUAAAAUAGAUAGGAUGAGGGAGAAUGAGAGCAGAAUGAGUGAAAACAAAAGGAUUAAUAUGAUGUUGAUAUCAAUCGUUGUGACUUUUGCAGCUUGCUGGUUGCCUCUCAAUAUAUUCAACGUUGUUUUUGACUGGAACUAUGAGGCACUAAUGAGCUGUAAUCAUAAUCUAGCCUUUACAAUAUGCCACCUUGUGGCCAUGAUCUCAACAUGUAUCAAUCCUAUCUUUUAUGGAUUUCUCAACAAAAAUUUUCAGAAGGAUUUGAUAGUAUUAGUUCACAACUGCAGAUGCUCAGCAUCACAAGAGGAAUAUGAAAACAUUGCCCUUUCAAAUCUGCAGACUGAUGCAUCUAAGGGGUCUCUGAAAUUAAAUAAUCCCCCUGUAGAUACUUAAAAUAAUCCAACAGGAUUCACCAAUAUUUUGUAAUUUGUUGCAGAUGACAUCUCUCUGUAGGUCUUGGUUGUGUUACUGCUGAGUUUAGAGGAAGCCUUUGCCGUUUAGUUCAACAAAACCAGGAUUAUCAUCCCAUAGGCAUCCUCUAAAAAAAAGGUGCAUUAUUAUGGUAUUAAUGCUAAUAAACCACUUGUAAAGGUGAUAAAGAUUGAUAAGCAGUAUUAACAUCUUACUUUUUUAAUACACGAUUUCCAACUCACUGGAAUAUUACCUUAACACCAAUCAAAAUAGUUCCACUUCAGCCACUGAUGUAGUUUUUCUUCCUAAACACCUGGCUUCAUCCAAGUAAACCAUGACUCCUAUGGCAUUCCUAACUUCAUCAGCCUUUUCACAAACUGUUUUCUGGCCUUUCAAUAUUCCAGCCCUCCACCGUUCACACCUCAGCCACCUGGUUAAUCUGCACAACACUUUAUAGGCAAUUCACACUGUAAGGAGGGCCCCUCAAGUUAUCCUAAGCCUCUACCAUCUUCCUUUUAGCUCCAACACGCGGUUUGCUUUGGUUUAGUACCAGUUCAACCUUGAAAUUGUAUUUUAACGAGGGACAAGGCUUUUUUUUUUUUAGGCACUAAUAGAGGCCUCGUUUGAUAUUCUGCAAAUUCCUCUCAGACUGUGGCUGUUCAAGAUAGAAUACAUACUUAUCGUUUCUCCUAAAAUUAUUGUAUUCAACUCCAAACCACUAGCAGAGAUCAUUGCUUUCUCUGUUAUUAUCAUCACUGGUCCUUAAAACAGACCUUUUGGAACCUCCAUUAUCAAACAAGCACACUAUUAAAUCAAAGUAAAUUUUUUUUUAGCUACUUAUCCAGAUUAUAGGUUUCUCUUUGAGUAGAAAAUUACAUCUGUGUUUUAAUUUCAGAAAUCACUUUCUCCACAUUUCUGCACUAGCAAGAGGCCACACUUGAGGUGAAUGUAGUCAUUUCUGAUGUACCAUGUUUGCAAAUAGUUUCUUCUGUAAUGCAGCACAGGAGAAGCUCAGAGGUAUAAUAUUGAAUGCAUCUUCCCCCAGACUAAAACACAUUAAGAAAAGAGAAUUAACGUUCAGACUACAAUCAGGUUCUUGAUGACUCACCUAUGUUGAAACUUACCUUAAGGCUAUAAAAUUCGCUUGAAUAGGGACCUUCAUUUUCUGUAGGCACACAGCUCUGAAAGGAUUCCAUCAGGUCAUAGUUCUCUUGCUCCACUGCUGGAGAGCAUUAGGCCAAACUGUCUGCAUUACUCUACUCACCAGAGGAGCUCCAUGAAACAAUCCUCACGAGCUCUUGCGAGUGUGCUGGGUUGUUAUGUGCUUUCUGAUUCACACUGAACAAAAAGAUCUCGCGGAAAUCUAUUGGGGCCAGAUUCCGUUGAAGGCAUAAGGGCAGCACCACUCACAGGAGUAAGGAUGGCAGAAUUAGUGACAUGGUAAUCAAGUACUUGAGUGACAGAUAUGGAUUAGUUUUGGCAUAGUUUAGUAUUUUUUUCUAAUUAGAUCAAAUAUAAUGCAUGUAGAGUGCAUAAAUAACCACAACUUGAACACCUACCCUGAGCAUCACAGGAGGAAAAACAGGAUACAGCUAAAUACCUAAUAAAGGCUAAUGGUCAGACUGUUGAGAGUACAUUAGUAUUAAUUAUUUCCAUUAACUCCAACCCCCAGUCACUAGGCUCCCUUUAUUGCUGAUACAAACCACCCCCUUGAUCAGCACAACAGGCAUUUAACCAAAUAGAAAGCAGUAACUUAUAGCCAACGAUACCUGUGACAUAUAAUGUGUAAUCAGAGUGGCUGGUGAAUGCUUUGGUGAACGGGAAGUGGUGGAGCUUGUUCUCUGUUCCACCAGUGAGAAUUCAGGGUAAUAAAGUGAUUAGUGCCAUUUAACUUGAUUAACUCAGAGGAACUCUGAUUUUCACUUUUCUUGGAGAUUCCAGUACCCGUAGAGAAAACCAUCCAACAUUGUCAGAAAAUCCUUCACUGAAUAGAGCACUUUAACAAGUUACAGUGGUAUACCUGCUAGAGGCUGGGUUCUCAGCUGGAUUUCUCUGAGUUUGGAACACAAAUCUCUACCACCAUCCUCCUCCUGUUUAAGCACACUGUUUACAGCUGCAGAGGCCAGGUCAGAGCAAUUUACAAGCACAACAUUCACGAUGUACUCUAGAUUAUCAGACACAAUCAUUCUGAUUACUCUCAGUUCUCACUGAAAACAUCUCGGGCAGUAUUUAGGCCCAGCUGAGAUUCCCAUGUGUGAACUUGUCCUGAGUAGCUCCCAUACCAGAAUUCCCAUCCCACAGGCGUGCCCAAGUGUGCUUAGCUUUACAGCAGAGGUGUUUUCAGCAUCAGGCCCAGAGUGAUUAAACACAGCCACAAAACAAAUGCUACUCCAAAUUAGGUGUUCAGAGGGCUGGCAGGAACUCUCAUGAUCUUAAUGAGAAGGCCAGUGACUGUGACGGAUGACCUCCCUUCACUGUCUCUCCCUUAAAGUCCUCGGGCAGUACAUUUCUAUGGCAGUGAACAGCCGAAAAGAAAAAAGGUUGCAAUUGCUUUUUAUAACACCAAUUGUCUACUCCUGAUAUCCUGAUCAGAGUUAAGCAAUCAAUUUUUCCAGUCUGAAUCUUGGCUUAAGAGGGUUCUUCGUUACCAGGUGGAAGCUCUCUGAGCAGCGAGACUGCUUCAGAAUCAAAUAUGAAUAUAAUAACUGUGCCUUGAUUUCUUCUAGUCAUUUCUUCCUUGCACUUUCUCCCUUGACUCAAGUGCUGAUGCUCCAAUUCUGUGCUGAACAUUCAGUUAUCAAGUAUCUCUUUUCUUAAUGCUGCACUUUUAGAAAUCAUUGCUAACUGAUCAGAGUAUCAUCACUGCCUUGACGACGUCGCUCUUCAAGCUGCUCUCAUUAUAUCCACUGGCUUUAUAUGCAGACUGGUAUCUAAUUUCCAGCCAAGUCAAUAAGACUGAAUUGACUCUGAUAAGAAAAGGAAUAGAGAGAAGUUAUUUAUUUUAAAAUCAGAAGCAUCAUGGACUCCAACACGGUGUGUGAUGGUGAUGUAUGUAACUGUGUAACUGUGCAAUGUGCAAUAUUUAAACCUUGCUUAAGUCAUAAUAUUAAACUGACUGAUGUUGCCCUGUGUUAGGUAAUGCUGCUAACUUUAGUUUCUCUUAUUUUAUCGGUAUAGCAAGUAGACAAAACAGCCUUGCUCACCAGACUGUUGUCACUUGAUGCAGUAGGUGGAAGACUGUUUCCUCGGGGAAGUAGAAACACGUAAUUAAUUACAGAAAGCUAGAGGGAGAACCUGAACUCCAGAAUGCUGUUCAAAUGUGAAAAUAAAGUCUUAAAAAAAAAUCACUGCUAAAAAAAGGUGCAUCAGAGCUUUGUUCAAGUGGUUCAGUCAGAUAGACCAGACCAAUAUAUAUAUAUAAACAUCUUUGUAAACUAACAUAUCUUUACAUGUAUUUGUAUUUAAUUGUUGAUUGGUUUAACUAUAAGCACAAAUCACUAGAGUUAGAUACUUGGAAAAUGGCAUUAAUUAUGAAAAUUAUUCCAUUGAACAGAAAGCUCAAUUGAUUCUUAAAUGUAGUUAUGUACAUGGACAAAAGUGGUGCCAUUGCUGUGUGUUAUUUUAAUACUUUGAUUCCUGCAGCUUACUGCAAAAUA